Ruditapes philippinarum (Manila clam) is the source of this 737-nucleotide messenger RNA. RefSeq lists its product as uncharacterized. The transcript is spliced from 5 exons. NCBI's taxonomy places the organism in Eukaryota, Metazoa, Mollusca, Bivalvia, Venerida, Veneridae. Bases 60 to 557 code for a protein of 165 amino acids. The record is from RefSeq and is a predicted model, not a curated record.
UACAUGUAGAUAAAGUAUAGAUACAUAACCACUGGACAUUACCACAACAAUAAUAGAAAAUGGAGUGUCGAUUUAUUUUCGUCUCGCUUAUUCUGGCAGGGGUUCUCUCGGUGUACCUUGUUAACGGAUACCCCAUACAUGCUUCUUGUAAAAUACAAUGGAACUUUCCCUCGGUUUCAUGUGCAAGUUUCAAUAAGAGCAUAGUUUCUCAAAUUCAGAAAUGGGAAUCUGCAGACAAUUGUGCGAAUGGCGGCGAAAAGUGCUUAUAUAAGGUUACAACACAAAGUGUCUCUAUAAUCAAGGCAACACAUCAGACACCCGUAAAGCACUAUGUCGAUGAUCUCACAUUCACAAUGAAAUCUUCCGGAAGCGGAUGUGACGUAGACGGAUUUUCAACAUCUGAAACUUGGUAUGCGUACCUGGACUACAGCACCAACUAUUGUAAUCUAAAUAAUCUCAUUACAGGUGCUGGCCUGAACGCUACCCAGGGUUACAAAGAGACAACGAGCGAUGACGUAUGUACUCAAUACAGCAGCCGAAAUUGUGACAAAUACUGAGUGAUCUCCCUUUGUUGAAAUCGUUGUCACUCAAGUCAUUCAUUUACGCAAUAAUUUACGUUUUCUAUAUUGAAUCAUUAAAUUGUUACGACAAAAAAAAUAUGUUUAGAACAUUUCAUGCAUGUUUGCUUUUCAAAUGUUACACCCUUGUGAAAUCGUCGAUUAAAAUCGUUAAAACAG